This is a messenger RNA of Podospora pseudopauciseta, 2496 nucleotides long. Its product is annotated as Chitinase 4. Bases 329 to 1684 code for a protein of 451 amino acids. Gene Ontology annotation, biological process: chitin catabolic process; carbohydrate metabolic process. Gene Ontology annotation, cellular component: extracellular region. Gene Ontology annotation, molecular function: chitinase activity; chitin binding. The record is from RefSeq and is a predicted model, not a curated record. NCBI's taxonomy places the organism in Eukaryota, Fungi, Ascomycota, Sordariomycetes, Sordariales, Podosporaceae. The transcript has 2 exons.
CCCGCCCACUUGCUUGGCUGAAGAGCCCUGGAAACUUAUCAAAAAUCCCACCUGGAAUUGCGUGGCAUCUCUGUUAACCAUUCGUGCCAUUGAAUCCAUAAGAAGUACGCGUCAAGUGGCGUCUCAAGUGCGUAGCUUUCCUUGUAACCCCCGUGCCGCCGACGCUGUAAUAAAAGAAACACAGCCGAGCCCCUCUCCUUGGGUUGGUUGCCAAGUUGGUCUCCGCCAUCAGCUCCCUCUCGGCCCCGGCAUUCCUAUCCGCUCCGCAGCAGAGACAAACAAACCGCCGACCCCCCAAAGCGGCUUACUGUUAUAUAACCUCCCCCAUAUGCCGUCUUCUGGAACACCUCAAACCUCCCGUUCCCGCCGGUCCCCCAUCUUGAUAGCCACCUCCUUAACUGUCCUCCUCCUGAGCGCCGCUGUUCUCCUCUCCAAGACCAUCUUCACCAACCCAACAACGUCCCCCAUCCAACAAGACUCUCCCAAGAUGGGCGGCGGACCAGUCACCCCCGGCUACCGCAGCGUAGCCUACUUCGUCAACUGGGCCAUCUACGGCCGCAAGCACCGCCCGCAAGACCUCCCCGUCCAGAACCUCACCCACAUCCUCUACGCCUUCGCCAACGUCCGCCCCGAGUCGGGAGAGGUCUACCUCACCGACACCUGGGCCGACACCGACAUCCACUGGGAAGGCGACUCCUGGAACGACUCGGGCACCAACCUCUACGGCUGCCUCAAGCAGCUCAACAUCCUCAAGUCCCGGAACCGCAACCUCAAAGUCCUCUUGUCAAUCGGAGGAUGGACCUACUCCUCCAAUUUUAAACAGCCCGCCUCCACCCCGGAGGGUCGUGAGAAUUUCGCGCGCACCGCCGUUGACCUUCUCAAAAACAUGGGCUUCGACGGCCUAGACAUAGACUGGGAAUACCCCUCCUCCCAAACCGAAGCCUCCCACCUCGUCUCCCUCCUCUCCACCCUCCGCUCCCACCUCGACGCCUACUCCUCCACCCUCCCCUCCCGACCCCACUUCGAACUCACCGUCGCUUCUCCCGCCGGCUUCCAAAACCUCCAGAAUAUGGACCUCCCCGGAAUGGACAGGUACCUCGACUUUUGGAACCUGAUGGCCUACGACUACGCCGGAUCGUGGGACUCCACCGCCGGCCACCAGGCCAACCUCUUCCCCUCCCCUCAUAACCCGCAGUCUACCCCUUUUAGCACCGACGCCGCAGUGAGCCAUUAUGUCAGUCAGGGUGUCCAUCCGGGCAAGAUCGUGCUGGGAAUGCCACUGUACGGGAGGGCCUUUCAGCAGACUGACGGCCCCGGCGGUCCCUACAGUGGUGUGGGCGAGGGGACGUGGGAGAAUGGUGUGCAUGAUUACAAGAAGUUGCCAUUGGAGGGGUCGGAGGAGAGGUAUGAUCAUGAGGCGGGCGCGAGCUACUGCUACCACCCCGGGACGAGGACCAUGGUGAGCUAUGAUACUGUUCCCUUGGCUAGAAGAAAGGCGCAGUAUGUCGUAGACAGGGGCUUGGGUGGUGGCAUGUGGUGGGAGAGUUCAGCUGAUAAGGAAGGGCCCGAAAGUCUGAUCGCCAACGUGGUUGACACCUUUGGUGGGCCAGGAGCGUUGCAGUACAAGGAGAACUGCGUCACCUAUCCGGAUACCAAGUACGAUAACUUGAGGAAUGGGCUGUAAGGUAACAAAGGACAAGACAAAUAAAACAGACAAGCACAGAGACACCCAAAUGUAAUGAACGAAAAGAAUCGUGGGGAUGGGCUUAGGAUUUGCUACCUUGCGACCCUUUCCAGAACCACAACGCAGACGAUGACGGGAACUCUCUAUCAAAGAGUCGAGAUAUCGUGAUCAUGUCGCAUCCCAAAUCGCAUUUCCUCGCCAUGUCAGAGCCAGAAUAUGCCCCCCUAUCUAAAGGUACAUAAACGCCGAUGAAGAAAAUCAGUCACAGCCCCGUUCCUAGCUCAAUGCUUUUCCGUCCCAGUCCCAUGUUUCGCCUUCUUUUUGUUGAUGUUGGGCAAUUAAGCCUUCUCGAAGACGUAGGUGAGGUGGCAGCGACCGCAGUACUGGCGAUCCUGCAUGGCGGCCAUGAAGACACCGGCACCGCACUGGAGAGAGAAAGUUUAGCCUGUGUUGAGGGACAGAAACAAAAAGGAGGGGAAGGCAUACGCUCUCGUUGGGGCACUCGCGGCGGAGGCGCUCAAUCUUGCCGUCAGAGUCGACCUUGUAGUACUUGAGGACGGCGAGUUUGGUCUUUUUCCGCUUGUGCUUGAUUUUCUUGGGGGUGGUGUAGACCUUCUUUUUUCUCUUCUUGCCACCACCGCGGAGGCGGAGGACCAAGUGGAGGGUGCUCUCCUUCUGGAUGUUGUAGUCGGAGAGGGUGCGGCCAUCCUCGAGCUGCUUGCCGGCGAAGAUCAGGCGCUGCUGGUCAGGGGGAAUGCCCUCCUUGUCCUGGAUCUUGGCCUUGACAUUGUCGAUGGUGUCGCUCGACUCCA